Carassius carassius (crucian carp) is the source of this 2365-nucleotide messenger RNA. RefSeq names its product solute carrier family 25 member 22a (gene slc25a22a). Lineage: Eukaryota; Metazoa; Chordata; Actinopteri; Cypriniformes; Cyprinidae. Gene Ontology annotation, molecular function: L-aspartate transmembrane transporter activity; L-glutamate transmembrane transporter activity. The record is from RefSeq and is a predicted model, not a curated record. Gene Ontology annotation, biological process: L-glutamate transmembrane transport; malate-aspartate shuttle; aspartate transmembrane transport. The transcript has 11 exons. Bases 386 to 1330 code for a protein of 314 amino acids.
UAUCUAUUUAUUUUUUUACCUCAGAAAGGAAACCUGAGGACGCAGUUACCGUCACGCGCCAGCAGGCGUCGACCCAAACACUCACUGCCUCCCGUCCUCUCCUCCUCUCCUCCUCCCUUCGUGUCGUGCUUUAACUCCCUCCUUUUCCUCCAAACACACGAACGCGAGUAACACCGGCAGCUUUAACUAUUGUCACACUGUCACCGGGGGAGGAACGUCACAUGAAGCCAUAAUAAUCCGGAAUAACGGGACAAAACAGCGAGAUCUGCCAGGGGACGGUGAAUCGACAGAAAUCCCAAAUACAAAAACACUCAGAGAAAUCUGCAAAGACGUGCACUCUGACGCCUUAAACACACACACUGAAGAAGUACAGGGAGCCAGAUAAAUGGCUGACAAACAGAUCAGUUUGCCUGCCAAGCUAAUAAACGGCGGUGUGGCGGGACUGAUCGGCGUUACCUGCGUGUUUCCCAUCGAUCUGGCCAAAACCCGCCUUCAGAACCAGCAGAAUGGAUCGCGCCUCUAUACCAGCAUGUCAGACUGCCUUAUUAAGACCAUCCGCUCAGAAGGAUACUUCGGCAUGUACAGAGGUGCGGCGGUGAACCUGACUCUCGUCACUCCUGAAAAAGCCAUCAAGCUGGCGGCAAAUGAUUUCUUCAGAUUUCACCUCUCUAAGGACGGGCAGAAACUCACUCUACUGCGAGAGAUGCUGGCCGGCUGUGGGGCGGGAACAUGUCAGGUCGUCAUUACAACACCAAUGGAGAUGCUGAAGAUUCAGCUGCAAGAUGCCGGAAGAAUUGCGGCCCAGAGGAAGCUCAUGCCUCAGGCUGUGACCCCCGGGGGCCCCGUGGAGGUGAAGUCCCAAACAGCUAUGCAACUCACCAGACAGUUACUGAAGGAAAAGGGCAUCGCGGGUCUUUACAAGGGCCUUGGAGCCACGCUGCUCAGGGAUGUCCCGUUUUCUAUCAUUUAUUUCCCUCUGUUUGCUAAUCUGAAUGAUCUGGGGAAGAGAGGAGUCGAUGGUCCUGCUCCCUUCUACGUCUCCUUCUUAUCGGGCUGCAUUGCGGGCAGCACAGCCGCCGUCGCCGUCAACCCUGUAGAUGUGAUAAAGACCAGGCUACAGUCACUGACACGAGGGAGUCAAGAGGACACUUACAGCGGGGUGACCGACUGCAUCAGGAAGAUUCUUCGCAACGAAGGUCCCGCUGCUUUCCUGAAGGGGGCGUACUGUCGAGCUCUUGUCAUCGCGCCGCUCUUCGGCAUCGCUCAGGUGGUUUACUUCCUCGGCGUGGGUGAACUCAUCUUGAGCUACCUGCCCAAACGAAACAACUAGCCACCCAUCCCAUCCCAUCAUGCAUUGCACCAGUCGGUUCCCCGCCCCCUCACAUUAUCCCGAAAGAUCAAAGCAUAACGUGGGCCAGUCUGACUGAUUUUAAUCGUUUGUUGUUGUGCCGUUUUUGUUCAAAGCGCCGUGUAUUUUGAUCUGAAUGUGGUGCUUUUAAUAAUGAGCGUAACGUGAGAUUAUGAUUUGCCAAGCUGCCUGUUUUUUGUCUCGUCGGGUCUCACGCUGAGACAAAAUCAUGUUCUUUUAAUCGUUGAGUCAUCGUCCGAUCAGUGAUAUUUAAAGCGUAAAAUCAACACUUUGAAUCAUAGAGCUCUUGUUAAUUAUGUACUGAAAUAUCAACCAAACAUGAAGCUCUUUCUGGAACAAGAGGACAUGUCAUGUUGAUUAGUUUGACCUUUAUAUUAGCUGCUUCCGUCUUUCUUAUGACCAAAUCUGAAUGACCUUGAGGAAAAGUGUGAGUUGAGAGAAGCAUAUCUUUGUGCCCUAUCAAGGCUUUAUUCAGCGCGUGUUUCAAAAUGACAAGUCGCCUCUGGAGGUUAAUUCAAUUUAAUUUCUCAGAAAAGCUGAGAGAGACAUAUCUGUGAAUGGAAGAUGUGAAAGCAUCUCUCAAAUUGACUGAAUCAAAAUGUAAAUGCCUCCAACCAGGCCAUUAAAACUUCUGGAAAGUUCCCAGACUUUAGGAGAUAAUCAUUAUAGAUUAUGAGAUUCAUUUUCCAUGGCCACAGGACAAAGAAAAUUAAUGCAAAUGAUUUUUUUUUUGGCCGAUUCGAUUCCAAUUGCUGCUGUUUCACUACUUAGCAUUAGCAUUAGAUAUGGUCUUAAACCUCAUUAAAACACAUUUGUAGAUGGUUUGAAGUUUAAUAGAUUUUGGGUAUGGCAAGUUGAUUUUCUUCAGUUAGGACGGGACACAUCAUACAAAGUGUGCAGUCAUGCUGAAAAUACAAGCCGUUCUUACCAGCAUUGUUAUUAAUUACAAUUAUUAUAAAAAAUAUUGUUAUAAAGUAAAGCUGAAAUAAAAAUAAA